Molecule: messenger RNA, 677 nt
Organism: Sorghum bicolor (sorghum)
Lineage: Eukaryota; Viridiplantae; Streptophyta; Magnoliopsida; Poales; Poaceae
Product: mitochondrial import receptor subunit TOM7-1
Exons: 2
Coding region: 50-262 (70 amino acids)
Biological process (GO): protein import into mitochondrial matrix
Cellular component (GO): mitochondrial outer membrane translocase complex
Source: RefSeq, a predicted model, not a curated record
CCCCCCCCCCCCCCCCCCCUGACUCCCUCUCAGUUGACAAGAGCCGGAGAUGGCAUCUGGCGCGGCGGGGAAGGGAAAGGCCCUGGCGGACGGGGCGGAGUCAGCGGCGGAGAGCGCGGCGCGGCGGGCGCGGGAGUGGAGCACGUGGGCGAUGAAGAAGGCCAAGGUGGCGGCCCACUACGGCUUCAUUCCCCUCGUCAUCCUCAUCGGCAUGAACUCCGAGCCCAAGCCGCGCCUCGCCCAGCUCCUUUCCCCCAUCUAAGGGCAGGCUGGCUCGAUUGAUUCCCCGUCGGUUGCUCCUCGCUCCGGUCCGCGCCGCGAGCGCAUUGGAUUCCUAACGCAUUUCUUGCUACAGUUUGGGAUUUGGGAUAAAGGGGCUUUGAACCAAACAUCAGAAAUUACUUGGACAAUCUCCCAAGUUCAGUUCGUCCAUAGUUGUGCUGUGGGUAUUACAUUGUAGUUAUAGGUUAUGUACAAUGUACUUCAGUACUUAUGUUUUUGCUUCCGGCCCAUUGGGAGCUUUAAAGACUGCAUUGAUCUAAGGCAUUUUACUCCACACUUAUACCUCAGGCAUAGUAUUUGGGAACUGGGAAGAUCAAAAUUUCAUUUUCCCCCUGUAUUUCCGCAGCUUGUGCAUACUGCAUGUACUGUAGCUAUCAGUGCAGUAAUAUUUGUCA